This is a messenger RNA of Culicoides brevitarsis, 795 nucleotides long. Its product is annotated as cuticle protein 19-like. The record is from RefSeq and is a predicted model, not a curated record. The coding region runs from base 1 to 795 and encodes 264 amino acids. NCBI's taxonomy places the organism in Eukaryota, Metazoa, Arthropoda, Insecta, Diptera, Ceratopogonidae. Gene Ontology annotation, cellular component: extracellular matrix. The transcript is spliced from 2 exons.
AUGGCAUUCAAAUUCUUGGCAUUCUUCGCUCUCGUAGCCGCCGCCCAGGCUGGAGUUAUCCAACAAGCUUAUUCAGCUCCCGCUUACUAUUCUCAUGGUCAUCCUUAUGGCAAUGACGCCCUUCAUGCUACACCAACUGUCUAUGCUGAACCCACAUACACAAAGACCAUUGUUGCCCAACCAACUCUCGUCAAAGCCUACGCUCCAGCCUACGCCAAGGCCGAUGAAUAUGACCCCAACCCACAAUAUGCCUUCUCAUACGAUGUCCAUGAUAGCUUGACCGGUGACGCCAAAUCCCAACACGAAACUCGCCACGGAGAUGUCGUCGAAGGAUCUUACUCGCUCAUCGAAGCUGACGGAACCAAACGUAUUGUUGACUACACCGCUGACCCACACCACGGAUUCAACGCCGUUGUCCGCAAAGAAGGUACCCCCAUUGUACAAAAAGCUGUUGUCGCUACCCCAGUUGUCCAAAAGACUUUGAUCGCUCAACCCGUUGUUCAAAAGACUUUGAUCGCUCAACCCGUUGUUCAAAAGACUUUGAUCUCGCAACCCGUUGUUCAAAAGACCAUCGUCUCGCAACCAGCUGUCUAUGCUCAACCCGCAUACGUCAAGUCUUAUGCUCAACCUGCCGUCUAUGCCCAUGCUCAACCAGCUGUCUAUGCUCAUGCUCAACCAGCAGUCUAUGCUCAACCCGCAUACACAAAGACCGUUGUUGCUCAACCAGCUCUUGUCAAGUCUUAUGCUGCUGCCCCAGCUUUGGCCUACAACGCCUAUGACAACUACCAUCAUUAA